UAGUGCCUCAGUCUUCACACUCACCACACCUAGCGCUGAACACACAGCUGAACACAGCCUGCAGACAUGGAGCCCAGCACCAUCCGGGAGGGAUACCUGGUGAAAAAGGGUACUGUGCUGAAUUCAUGGAAAGCAGUGUGGGUGGUCUUAGCAGAUGAUGGAAUAGAGUUUUAUAAAAAGAAGACGGACAGCAGUCCCAAAGGCAUGAUUCCAUUAAAAGGAGCCACACUGACCAGCCCGUGUCAGGACUUCAACAAGAGAAUGUUUGUGUUUAAGCUGAGCAUGACGAAGAAGCAGGACCAUUUCUUCCAAGCUACUCACCUGGAGGAAAGAGAGCUGUGGGUCAAAGACAUCAAAAGAGCCAUCACCUGUUUACAGGGGGGCAAGAGGUUCGCCAGGAAGUCCACCCGGAAGUCCAUACGAUUACCUGAAACAGUUAAUCUGAGCGAGCUGUAUACGUUGAUGAAAGACCAAGACUCAGGAGUUAAAGAGAUGAAGCUGGAAAAAGAUAAGAAACUCUUCAAUCACUGCUUCACUGGCAGCACUGUGGUGGACUGGCUGGUCUCUCAGGGGAAGGUCAGGAACCGGGCAGAGGGGCUGAUGCUGGCCACAGGGCUGCUGAACGAGGGCUUCCUGCAGCCUGCUGGAGACGUCUCCAAAGAAGCCGCUGAAAGUGGAGCCGAGUCGGUGGCGCUGGACCAGCCUGAUGCACUUUACUACUUUGCUGAUAGCGGAUUCUUCUGUGAAGGAUACUCCAGUGACGAGGACGUGAUAGUGAAGGAAGAGUUCAGAGGGGCCAUAGUGAAACAGGGCUGUCUGCUGAAACAGGGCCACCGAAGAAAAAACUGGAAGGUGAGGAAGUUUAUCCUAAGGGACGAUCCUGCGUACAUCCACUACUACGACCCCGCUAAGGGUGAGGACGAUCCUCUUGGCUCCAUUCAUUUGCGUGGAUCCGUCGUAACUGCAGUGGAUUAUGUGCCUGACGCUAAAAGGCAUGAGGUUGAGGGGAAUCUGUUCGAAAUCAUCACUUCAGAUGAGAUACACUACUACGUGCAGGCGGCGACAGCUGAGGAGCGCAACGACUGGAUCAAAGCCAUUCAGGUGGUGGCAAAGUCUGGAAAAUAACUGUGAGGAUUCCGGUCAUCGCCCAGAACUGUCUUGACAAACCAGUGUAUAAAAUAAAGUUGACAUGUAUUGACUGAA
Messenger RNA from Astyanax mexicanus (Mexican tetra), 1203 nucleotides. RefSeq names its product pleckstrin (gene plek). The record is from RefSeq and is a predicted model, not a curated record. Gene Ontology annotation, biological process: actin cytoskeleton organization; intracellular signal transduction. The transcript is spliced from 9 exons. Gene Ontology annotation, cellular component: plasma membrane. Lineage: Eukaryota; Metazoa; Chordata; Actinopteri; Characiformes; Acestrorhamphidae. Bases 67 to 1125 code for a protein of 352 amino acids.